GAACAGGAACAGUGUGUGACUUUAGAAGCCUAUUUUUCUUUAGUGGUGGGGGAAGAAAGGCAGCAGCUCUUGCUGCUUUUCAGAAACUUCCACCAAGAUGUCAUUUCCAAAUAGCUCUUCCAGGACCCGAAAACACAAAUUGAUAUUGUCUGGGGUUGUGGUUCCUUUAGUUAUACUACUUGUUAUUGUGUUGCUUGUUGUGUUGAUACCAGGAAGGAAAAAGAGUCCCACUUCAGAGGGUCUGGAGUGGAAAGGCAAAGGGACCGAUGAAUACUUCCAUGAAAUCAUCCUGGGGAGAUGUUACAACUAUAUUGCUACAAUAAACUCUGAGCUCAGAGAUACAGAUUGCCUUAAAAUUUGGAAACUACUGCAGAAUGCAUUUAUGUACAAGGACCCAUGCAGUGUGACAGAGGAAGAUUAUAAACCUCUGAUGGAGUUUGCAAGACAUCCCAUCCCAUGUAACAAGUCACUGUUCUGGAGCAAGACAAAUGACCUUGUACAUCGGUACACAAAAGCUAACCGUGAUUUCCUCACAUUGGAAGACACUUUGCUAGGCUACAUAGCAGAUGGGAUUUCAUGGUGUGGAAAACCCUCCAGUCCAGGAGUCAACUACAAAUCUUGCCCAAAGUGGACUGAGUGUGAGAAUAACCCCAGUACAAUAUACUGGAAAAUGGCUUCAAAGAUGUUUGCAGAAGCAGCUUGUGGUACUGUUCAGGUGAUGCUCAAUGGGUCAACAGAAGCUGAUGCAUUCAGAAGUAACAGCAUCUUUGGCAGCAUUGAAAUUUUUAACUUAAAUCCGGAUAAAGUCUCCAAGGUGCACAUUUGGCUGAUGCAUGACAUCGAUAGACCUCAAAGUGAAUCUUGCACAGGCCAUUCUGUAGCAAAGCUGAAAGAAAUCCUGGAAAGCCGACGAAUAAGUGUCUCAUGUGAAGAUAAUUACAGGCCAGUUCAGUUGCUUCAGUGUACCAACAAUCCCAACCAUAACACCUGCAGAAUCUGUUCCUGACAAGAUGGCUCGCUGUUUCAUUUGAUUCUUCGUUUAUUUUUAAAACCUUGCUUUGCAUUCUAUCAUUUUACUUUUCCCCCUUUCCUUUAAUGUGACUUCAAAACUUUGGAGUGCAAACCCAUAAAUAUGUUACUAUAAUGUUUUGCUUGGUCCUUUAACUCAUAGCAUUAAUGUGUUAACUAGAGAUGAGCUAAACCCAGAUGGGGACUAGACUUUUUAUUAAACCUUCAUUUUGUGACUAAACAGA
Molecule: messenger RNA, 1253 nt
Organism: Pogona vitticeps (central bearded dragon)
Lineage: Eukaryota; Metazoa; Chordata; Lepidosauria; Squamata; Agamidae
Product: ADP-ribosyl cyclase/cyclic ADP-ribose hydrolase 1
Biological process (GO): positive regulation of B cell proliferation
Cellular component (GO): plasma membrane
Molecular function (GO): NAD+ nucleosidase activity, cyclic ADP-ribose generating; phosphorus-oxygen lyase activity
Source: RefSeq, a predicted model, not a curated record